AUGUUGCCGGGAUUGAGAUCGAUCUUUGCUCAGGUUUGCCGAGAAUCCAAUCAUCGUGUAUUACUAUUCCUCCGCCUCUCCUCCCCACCUUACGACUACUCUCCUUCCUCCUCCUUCUCCACCGAGCCUUCUCCUGAUAUCAGCCCCUUGAAACGCUCCUCCCCUGUUUCAGACGAAUCCGAUCAGCCCAAACGCAGGAGAAUCUCCCUCCAGGACCCAAUCUUUAUCACGUCUCCUCUCAGCUUCAUUUACCCUGAAACUCAACCUUCCUCCAUCGACGACCCGACCCACGCAAGCCCUGUUCCGGAGAAAGAAACGUCACCGUUUGCUUCAAAGAGUCUUGAAACAGAGGAUAGUUUGUUAUAUAAUACAGAAAUGUUUACUCUCUUCUGGACCUGGUACUAUUAA
Eruca vesicaria subsp. sativa (arugula) is the source of this 408-nucleotide messenger RNA. NCBI's taxonomy places the organism in Eukaryota, Viridiplantae, Streptophyta, Magnoliopsida, Brassicales, Brassicaceae. The record is from the annotation of a GenBank genome assembly.